Molecule: messenger RNA, 2068 nt
Organism: Cyprinus carpio (common carp)
Lineage: Eukaryota; Metazoa; Chordata; Actinopteri; Cypriniformes; Cyprinidae
Product: cation channel sperm-associated protein 2
Biological process (GO): flagellated sperm motility; monoatomic ion transport; fertilization
Cellular component (GO): membrane; CatSper complex
Molecular function (GO): calcium-activated cation channel activity
Source: RefSeq, a predicted model, not a curated record
AAAGCGGUUGCAUUCAAAUCCUUUGACCGUUAAAUGUUGUCUGACGUCACGCUCUCUACAAAUUAAGUGGGAUGAAUUUAGUUGUACAUUUCGUCCCCAUUUACAAUGAGCAGUGUCAUCAAAGAUCGGGAAAAUAAAACCUGUGAGUCAAGCCAACAUGAGGACAACAUUUCCACCGAGGAAAGCCUUUCUCCGAGAGCGCAGAUUAUUCGGUCAAAACUCAUCAACAUGGCAGAUCUCUGCGAUCUUCUGCCAGAGCGCGAGGAGCACAAAGACAGACCACAACACAGCGUCAAGGAUGUGACUGAUCUGGAGCGAUACACCAGUCUGGAGAAUGAAUAUAAUCACUUGGUGAGGUUUGAAAUCAGUCACCACAGAAAAGACAACAUUACCCUGGAGCAACGCAGACUGAACCGUGUGCUAAACCGCCAUUCCAGAUACCCUCCUCUGAAUAUGUUUGCAAACUGGAUCUUAGAGAGUAGUCCGUUUAAAGCUCUUAUGCUUUUCCUUGUCAUUUUGAAUGUUUCUUUACUAUCAGUAGAAGCAGAGUUUCAUGACUAUAAGGAUCCAAGCAUAGACGUCCUUUUGGUGGUUCUACAACUACUGAACUUGUCUAUACUACAAGUUUACGUUUUAGAAAUCAUCCUGAAGUGGCUGGACGAUUUCUGGCUGUUCUGGAAAAGUCCAUGGAACGUCUUUGAUUUUGCUGUGACUCUGAUGCCUGUUCUUCCAGCGAUUGUCCCCGAGACCUUCAGAGGUGCAUUAAUAUCGCAAAAAUUUUUGAAACUUCUCGUCCAGUUUCGCGUCCUCCGAUGUUUAAAGAUUGUUUCCAGAUUCCAGGAUAUUCGUCUUAUGUUGCAGAUAAUCUACCAUGCAUGCGGGACCGUGAAACUGAUAUUUCCAGUGUUGUUAAUGAGCUUUUUAGUUUUUGCUGUGUUCGGAGUAGUUCUGUUUGAAAAAUACACCAACUCCAACAUUGAAGGUCUGCUCUACAAGAAUGAUUUCAAAGGUUUAUCCAGUGCAUUCAUCACACUCUUCAGUAUUUUUACCUUGGAGCACUGGCUUGAUUUACUAAAAGACAUUCAGAGAGUUCCGGAGCUAAACCAUCAACUCUGUGGAUUGUUCAUUAUGGUGUGGUUUGUUUUUGGAGCCUUGAUGACCUGUGUUUUUAUGACCGUUAUAAUUGAUGACUUUCAGGAAAUUCGUAACAAUCUCUCCAAAGAGGUGCAGCAAUUAAAAAUCCUGCGCAGAGCAGAGAUGUUCAAAGCAAGUCAUAUGGGGGCGAUAAGCCAAACAAACCAACUGAAGGACCACAAACCUGUCAAAAAUAAGGAAGAGCAAACAAGUCCAAAUGUUAAUUUGGAUAGCCAUACCUCGAGAAAUGAGCUGGAGUGGGACAUGGGUCUGGAAGCGUUUAUUCAAGCGGCUGAGUUUCAGGAUGACUGUGAGACAGAGUGCUGGCGUGAAGACAAUCUCCACAGGUACUUUGAGCAGAUGGAAAAGCUCCAGCGCAACCUGGAGGAGAUGGACCGGCUCCAGGAUAUAUUAGUUCAGGGUUUCCUUAACCUGCAUGAAUGCUAAGAAAAGUAAGAAGAAUGCAUCAGCAAACUCUCUCUAUGACUUCUGUUCUCCGUCACAAACACUGGAUGGGGGACUUAGAUGUGUGUUUUUUUUUUUGUUUUUUUUUUUCAAACCGUUUACACUUAUUUCUAAUAAAAUGUAUGUAGUUUAAAUACUUUCUAAAAUGACAUCAGUAGACAUUAAUAACAUUUGUUUUGGUAAGAUAAUAAACCUUUUCAUCUUUAUGAUUUAUUGUAAUGAUACCAGCUUGUUGGCAAUUGACUGUUUUAAUUAAUUCUAUUAAAUCAAUCUGUCUGGCUGACUACAUUUUUAAUAUACAUUUUCUAACAUAAUGUGAUGUGCAAGCCUUGUUACUUCAUCUCAGAUUCUACCCAAUUAGCAAAAGUGACUUUGAGCAUUGAACUAUCAAAAGCCAACUUGGCAUUAGCGCCGAAAGUUUAGUGGGCAGUACCCCGAUAUAUAAUGCAGACUUUAUUUUACAUGGACU